ACUGCUCAGUCUGUUCUGUGUUUGGUUUGGUUGCUUAAUAAUUUAUUGACCUCCUCACGAAAAAGUUGAAAAAGCAAACUCAUGAUUUCUCUUUGAUUAACUCUUUGGUCUUCGUGCGCUAUAUGGAUUUUCUCCACUAGCAAUUUUUUUCCCUUUUUUUUUCAAACAAACCCACAAUCUUCUUCCUCUUCUUCUUCCAGAUUCAGUAUCGAGGAGACAAAUCAAUUUUGAGAAUUUCCUCUGUUCUUGGAGUGGUUUUUGUCGACAACAUCUCUGAGUUUGUGAUGCGCUAUAAUUGCUUCGGAAUUCUUGAUUUAUGCAAAGGAAAUGAUCGUCUUGGACAACGAGAAGCUGAAGAGAUUUGCACCGACAAUGUGAGGGUGUUUUCAUAUAACUCAUUAAGAUCAGCCACAGAUAGUUUCCAUCCAUCAAAAAGAAUCGGAGGUGGAGGCUUUGGAGUUGUCUUCAAGGGAGUAUUGAGAGAUGGGACACAAGUAGCUGUGAAAUCACUUUCAGCAGAAUCUAAACAAGGCACACGCGAGUUCUUGACCGAGAUUAACUUGAUAUCGAACAUUCAUCAUCCUAACCUUGUUACCCUCAUUGGCUGCUGCAUUGAAGGGAACAAUCGGAUUCUCGUCUAUGAGUACCUUGAGAACAACAGUCUUGCUAGUGUUUUGCUUGGUUCAAGGAGUAAAUAUGUUCCGCUUGAUUGGUCCAAAAGAGCUGCCAUUUGCGUUGGGACAGCUUCCGGUUUAGCUUUCCUUCACGAGGAAGUCGAACCUCAGGUUGUUCACCGUGACAUCAAGGCGAGUAAUAUCUUACUAGACAGAGACUUUUCUCCCAAAAUUGGAGAUUUCGGGUUGGCAAAGCUUUUUCCAGACAAUGUCACUCAUGUCAGUACCCGAGUCGCUGGAACAGUGGGAUACUUGGCCCCAGAGUAUGCACUUCUUGGUCAAUUGACCAAAAAAGCAGACGUUUACAGCUUUGGGAUACUUGUGCUUGAGGUCAUAAGUGGUGGUAGUAGCAGCAGAGCCGCCUUUGGAGAUGAGUUCUUAGUUCUGGUCGAAUGGGUAUGGAAGCUAAGAGAAGAAGGGAGGCUACUAGAGUGCGUGGAUCCGGACCUUACCAAGUUUCCGGAAGACGAGGUGGUACGGUUCAUCAAGGUGGCUCUUUUCUGCACUCAAGCCGCAGCACCGAAGAGACCAAACAUGAAGCAAGUGGUGGAGAUGCUUUGCAGGAAAGAGAUUAACCUCAACGAGGCUGCCUUAACGGAGCCUGGUGUCUACAGAGGUGUCAACAAGGGACGCAACCACCGUGGCCUCGGUCUUGCAGGUGGCAGCUCACAGGAGAGCUCUUCAACACAACGUUACAAAGGGAAAAGCUCAGCCAUUCCUCAUGGUUCCUCGUCCAACUCUAUUAUUUCUUUUCAGAGCAUCACAGAGAUGGCUCCCAGAUGAUGAUUUUUGUUUUUUUUUUUCCUGUUAAUAGAGCAGAAUUAUAUAUCUUGAGUAUGUUAAUUAGUUUCUCUGAUGUGUUAAUCUCUUUAUAUACAUAGAGCAAAUCAAAUUUUAUGUGAGAAAAAAA
Messenger RNA from Eutrema salsugineum, 1584 nucleotides. RefSeq names its product putative serine/threonine-protein kinase. Gene Ontology annotation, biological process: protein phosphorylation. The coding region runs from base 285 to 1457 and encodes 390 amino acids. The record is from RefSeq and is a predicted model, not a curated record. Gene Ontology annotation, molecular function: protein kinase activity; ATP binding. NCBI's taxonomy places the organism in Eukaryota, Viridiplantae, Streptophyta, Magnoliopsida, Brassicales, Brassicaceae. The transcript has 7 exons.